This is a messenger RNA of Aureobasidium uvarum, 1509 nucleotides long. The record is from the annotation of a GenBank genome assembly. NCBI's taxonomy places the organism in Eukaryota, Fungi, Ascomycota, Dothideomycetes, Dothideales, Saccotheciaceae.
AUGUUUCUUGGUUAUCUCGUGACUUCCACAUUCAAUCCUGCGGACCAAUACGAUAUUACAGAUUACCGAGGCGACUACAGCAUCUCAGGCGAUAUCUUGAACGGGCCAGAUAUAUACCCAGGAGCGACUCGCCCGCCAGAUGGUCCUCCUAAAGGCGACAAUUCUGGACAGCGUAUCAAAGCUUACCAUGGCGAAAAUGGAGUCGUUAAUGAGCCUGAUCGAAGGCCAUCAAUCAAAGGCGCACUGAAAGAUCUACACCAUGCGGUCUCGAGUAAGGUCUCAUACUGGAAGACAUGGGGCUCAGAACUGGAACUUGACGUCGAGCUAGAAGCAAAUGUGACUGCUGCACAUACUGCGACCGCGGCCCAAACAGCGAGACCAACUUCGUCGCCACUUAAAUCCGAGGAAGUCUCCGAGCCAGAAUCAGAGCUAUGGGGCCAUAAGACCCGAGUGGGGAAAUGUACCAUUGUGUUUGGGGGAUCGACCAUAUACGAGCGGACCGUCAAAACACAUGCGCUCCACGACCGAAUCCAUGGCUAUCCUCUCUACGUGCUUCGACAGUCUAUCAUGGACGACGUGUGGUCAAAGCCCGCAUACAUACUCUCCCUUCUGCUGCGGGAGUUGGCCAAACCUGCAGAAGAACGACUCGAAUGGCUUCUCUGGGUUGACGCAGAUACCAUCAUGUUGAAUCCGUAUGUGCCCUUGGAAAUCUUCUUACCACCAUCGCCUCAAUUCGACGACGUUCAUCUUUUGGUGACCAAUGACUGGAAUGGUCUAAAUAAUGGGGUGUUUCCAGUGCGAGUCAAUCAAUGGGCCGUCGAGCUUUUUUCGGCCAUCAUCUCUUCUAGAUACUACAAACCAGACCAAGACCUGACAUUCCGAGAUCAAAGUGCUAUGGAUACACUCUUGAAAGAUAAAAAGUUUGCUGCACACACAGUCGAAGCUCCUCAAAGAUGGUUCAAUGCCUACCAGGGCGAGCAUAACGAGACUUUGGCUCCUUACCAAGUCCGACGAGGAGAUUUUCUGGUCCACUUUGCUGGUGUCAUUAAUCGAGAUGAGAGGAUUCUGUUCUGGCUUGAGCGUGCUGAGCAGCAUUUGCCGGACUGGGAGAUGGAGGUUCAGCACACAUCUUACCCCGCAGAAGUCAAAGAUUUCUGGAACCAGAAGGCCGACGUCAUGGAGACUGCCAAUAAGCUUCUCAUGAAGGAGGCACACGAUGCCAUCUUCGCUGCGGAAAAGGACGUGGACGGACACGACGCCGCCUCGACACCAGAAGUUUCAGCUGUUGAAGAGAAGGCUACAAACUUGAAGAGCUUGAUUGUGCAGCCAAACUGGAAGAAGGAAGAUCUGAACGCCAUGAUCGAAGCAGUCAAGCAGGCUAGGACAAUCUUGCAGCAGAAGCUGCAGGAACAAGAAGCCCAGCACGAAAAGACAAAGGCACUCAAGGACAAGGCCGAGGAAGAGCGUAAGAAGCAGGAAGAGCAAAAGGCAAAAUUCGGAGACACAUAG